CCACAACUCAAUAAAGCCUCUGCACAUCAAACUCUGUUCUUCCUUGAAAAACCUCAAAAAUCCAACAACUAACCAAACUACACAAUCUCUUAAGCAGAAAACAAAGCCCGCAAAACAGAAUCAAAUUGUACGACGAAGAAAAUGGGGAGUUCAUACACACCAACGUACUACACGUCACUGCACGAGUCUAUCACGACCAUCUGCAAGUCGAUCCUCCCCUUCUCCUUCAAGAAGCGGCGGAUUCCGGCCAUAUCCGCCGCCGAGAACCGCCUUUCCGAGCAGCAGUCGGAUAAUCUCAAGUGGCAGCAGGAAUCGUUCCACCAGAUGCUAAAGCUGAUUGGCCUCUGCAAAGAGGGGAUUAUCGGCCAGGACCAGGUUUCUGAUUUCAGAGCACACGUCAUUCAGACCAUCACUGGCUUGCCUGUGGAUUACGAGGCGCCCAUGAUUUUGAGGGAUAAGCUUAUCUUCUUGCAGGACUUAUUUUACGCAAAUUGCAUAACCGAGGACGAGUACCAUGCUUCAAAGAGGCCACUGCUGCAAAGGCUUGCAGUCCAAGGCGCCAAGAUUAGGGAAAGUGACGUAAUAAUCGAGACCCACAACAGAAUUCCAAACGAGGAGUGGUCCGUUUUAUAUUUAAAGGAAAAUAAACAAUGUUCGGUUAAUCCAGAUAGAUUGAUGCUAGAGAACAAACCCAAAGAAGGCCCGGGAACAAGUCACGUAAAGAAAGAAUCAACUGUUUCCAAGCUUCUGAGUUCGAAGGAAAACCCAUUUUGGGAUUGUGAUUUAAGCGAAAAUGAAAGUGAGACUAAAUCGAUUCUCAUGAAGGAGACCUUAGGGAAAAGUUCCAAUGAGAAAGCGAGAAGGAAACCGUUCAGUGGCCUCUUCAAAAGAAAUGAACGUAAUCCGGCUGUUGAGGAAAAAGAAAAAUCGAAACUUGUGAUGAAGAGUAAUUGGGGUUUUGAUGGGCUUAAGAAAUGGAUGAAGAAUGAGUCUGAGGAUGAAUCGGCUCCUUUGUCUUGUAAUGAGAAAUCGGAUGAUUCGGGUUACAAUAAUGGCGGGACUGAACCGAAAAACACAGUGGUGGGUGAAAAAAGACCAGAAAGCAAGAAAACAACAAAGGAAAAAUUAUUAGUUCAUGAGAAUGGAUCAGAGACUAACUUUAAUGAGGAGAAGAAGCAUAGUUUGAGAAAAUGGACGAUGUUUGAUGAUGAUGAAGAAAAUGCGCAUCCAAAUUUGUUUUCUAACCAAACCCAUUAUCCGUACAGCUCCAUGAAGCAAGACAAGUUCUUCUCAUCCUCUGCCAAUACUCGCUCAUCUUUGAACAGUAGCAGUGGCAAUGAUAAGGGCUUUAGAUACAACCCUUUCUUCGAAGUGCAAGAUUAUUAAACAAAAUCGCCUUUUUGUAAGGCGGUGUACCUGGCAGGAUGCUGCUAAAUUUGCUGAUGUGUUUUUCUUGUUGUAAACACUAAACUGGCUCUGUACAAGAAUAUGUAUGUUGAUGAGGUAUUUUUUUUCAUUUCAUGUAUGAAAUGUAUGGUCCUAUUAAGCAUGUUGUCAGUCUGCUGCCUAGAUAUGAAUUUUUCCCUUGCAUCUUAAACAGGCAGCUGAAGUCGAAUAAAGUGUGAUUCCGAGUUGCGCACACAGAUAAAAGAUCAA
Messenger RNA from Striga asiatica, 1656 nucleotides. NCBI's taxonomy places the organism in Eukaryota, Viridiplantae, Streptophyta, Magnoliopsida, Lamiales, Orobanchaceae. The record is from the annotation of a GenBank genome assembly.